Messenger RNA from Chanos chanos (milkfish), 2682 nucleotides. It is a transcript of the gene drc7, whose product is annotated as coiled-coil domain containing 135. Gene Ontology annotation, cellular component: motile cilium. The transcript has 17 exons. Gene Ontology annotation, biological process: flagellated sperm motility. Lineage: Eukaryota; Metazoa; Chordata; Actinopteri; Gonorynchiformes; Chanidae. The coding region runs from base 1 to 2550 and encodes 849 amino acids. The record is from RefSeq and is a predicted model, not a curated record.
AUGGAAGUGCCCUCUGAAAUUGAGCUCAGUGAAGAUGUUGCUGGGCAAGAGGAAAAAGCGAAUGAGGAGGAAGACGGACUGGAGCAGCUGCAGAGAGAUCCUCAGGAAGUGGAGGACACCCUGAGGGACACACAAAUAACCCCUGAAGUUUUGAACAUGCUGAGGCAAGACCACCACGUAGACCUGUCUCAGUGUCCUGACUCAUACAAGGAAAAUUCCAAGCAAGAGAAGCUGCUGCUCGCGAUUGCCGAAAACUUCCGCAGCCAAUAUGCCCAUUUGUACCCUGACCGCAAACCGCUGCUGAUGUGUCCCCGUAACGAGUGUGGCGUGCAAAAAUUUGUGAGUACCACGUUGCGACCCACUCUUCUCUCUCACCCAGAGCUGUACAGUUGGGAGGGGUGUGCUAGUUUUGUGUCUGAAUUUCUGUCAAUGAAGCCUCUGGAACCACCAUUUGACCCCCCCAGACAUCUGUUUUCACCUGCCUUGGUUCUACAAACCCAGAGAGGUACGUGUUUUGACUUCUCCACCUUACUGUGCAGCCUGUUACUGGGUGCAGGCUAUGACGCUUACUGUGUCAGUGGGUAUGCCGUGAAGGACAUAUGCCUCCUCAACCAGUCUCGCCAGGAGUGUCCCUUACUGGUCCCCCCAGAGAAAAGGAAGACAGAAGAGCAGAAGCAGGAGAUGAGGAAAUAUUCAGUGAAACCCCCACGGGACUUGCGCAGCAGCUUUAAGCAGCAGCAGGAGGCGCGGAGACAGGCUGAGACAGAGGCAGCGGUACACAAAGAGAGGCAGGAGGCAGAGAGAGAGCAGGAGGAGCGAGAACGUCCGCCUCCGGAUUCCCUUCUGGGCCUGCGGGUUCACUGCUGGGUUCUGGUUCUCUGUGGGAAACGGAAGGUCCCUGAGAACUUCUUCAUUGAUCCGCUGACAGGAAAGAGCUACGCUACGACAAACGAGAACUUCCUCGGCAUAGAAAGCGUAUGGAACCACCAGAACUACUGGGUCAACAUGCAGGACUGUCGCUUUGGUUGUGCUAAGAUGACUUAUGACCUUGGAGAUGCAGAGAAGUGGGAAUACUUGCUUUUUGGCCCCACUAGCCAAUCACAGCAGCUCAUAAGAGAACAACAGGACAUUGAGAAUGAGGAUGAGACAGACGAGGCUUUGUUUGAAAUGCCACAGUCGUGGGUGAGCCCGAUCUAUAUUUCACAGGAAGAUAUGGAGAGCCGGUGCCCCGGAGGAACGAAGGUCACCCAGUACAGAAAAGCCAAGCUGGAGAAGUUUGCCCCUUAUCUCCUGAAGGAUGGUCUGGUAACAAGGCUGAGCGUGUAUGACGACCUUGACUGCACGCAGCUCAAGACCGUGAAAGAGUGGUACAAGAAUCGGCAUGAUCACCUAGAGGAGAAAGAGCUGGAGAAAACCAGCAAUGUUACAGUCGAACAUUUCUCACCUGGACGGAACGACGCUCUUAAACGUCACAGGUACACAACGCUGAUCCCUGAAAACGAGCGACAGAUGGACUUUUACAGCACUGCGCGAGUGGACGGAUUGGCCAGCAGGGUCGAGACGCCAUUUGAGAUGACAGAGACCUUUGAGGAUCGCCCUGACUUCUUGUGUUACCGCCACGUCAUUUUUGGAAAGUGGCCUGAUGUGUCUAAGGGUGGUAUGGUUCCAGAUCAAGGUCAGCGACCCCUACAGAAGGUGGUUGAGAGAUUCCAUCGGGAUAAGUCAAAACCAGCCAGCAAGGACGUGGCUGAACGGAGCUUCUUGGUAUCGGAAGGUUGGAUUGAGGUGACCUACCAUCUGGAGGAUGAUAGGAUCAUUCCUGGGUGGCAUAUUUUUGUCAAGCCUCAGGACUCCAGGAACUCCCUGAAUCAACCCACCUUUAACUCUGAGAUGGUCUCUUCUUUCCAGGUGGACCCAUUUGCAAAGCCAUACAAGGAGUUAUUUUUGUAUGAGAUGCUUAUGUCUCUGAUGAAGGAAGAGGAGAAUGUUAUACUGCGAACCAGAGAAUCAGAGCACGAGAUAAAGGCCAUUCUUACUCUAAGAGAACAAGAGAACAGCAAUACAGAGCUCCACACUUCCAUCUAUAACACAACCAAGCACGAGAAAGCCCGCACUCUUUGGAGGGAACAGGAGCGAAAAGCCAAAGAGGAGCAUCAAGGACUGAAAGAAAAGGAGCGGGACUAUUUGGCUCCAUAUCUGUCCAAACAUGGAAACCCAGAAUCGCUAACCCAGCAAGCCGCCAUCCAGAUAAGGGCAGAUUGCCUGGCAGACCUGAAGCAACAUCUCACUCGCCAUGCCAACGUCAUCCAGGCCAGAUACGAGAAGGAGACUCAGCAGCUGCAGAUGAAACAACAAUGGUUCCAGAAGAACCAGCUCCACAUAACCAAAGAAGAGGAGACCGAGUACCUCGCUUACUGCUCAGGUGCAAUGUUGAGGAUCCGUGUACUUAAACAGCGUCUCAAUCGACACAAGGAAGAAGCCAGUCAGAGAUACCAGGCAUUGGAUGAAAAACUAAGACGAGACCCACGACUGGCUAACCACCUCUGGUGAUAUAUAUCAGUAUGAGAACUGUUACAAGAGGACAAUGUGUUUUCUACAGUACACAUUGAUGUGUAUGUUUUUCUUACUGUGACCUGACCGACUCACAGCACUCCAUAUGUGCAUUUGAUUUAGAUUUUUUUG